This is a messenger RNA of Marasmius oreades (fairy-ring Marasmius), 1403 nucleotides long. RefSeq lists its product as uncharacterized. The transcript has 5 exons. Lineage: Eukaryota; Fungi; Basidiomycota; Agaricomycetes; Agaricales; Marasmiaceae. The record is from RefSeq and is a predicted model, not a curated record. The coding region runs from base 93 to 1055 and encodes 320 amino acids.
CCUUUACCUUGUCUUCCUUCAACAUUGCACAACUAGGUGCCCACAUUCGCUGGUAGCGAGGACAUCCACUUUCAGUCCAUCUACCUUUCGAGAUGGUGAGAUACCCAGCUAGAUCUGCAGCUUUCGCCAUAACCCUUCUGGGCUCUAUCAUCAACUUGUCGUUUACCCUUCAAACUCUUGCCUCAUGGAGUUCUCUCAAAGAACCAGAAUCCAAUGAAACGGAAUGGGAUUCUUCAUGGCUUAGUCGAAAGUGGCCUUGGCACCCGGACGGCAUCCAUUUGAUGGGCGGUUUUCUCCUAGCUUAUUUCUCCACUGCAGCUGCUGUAUCUAUUGUUGGUUUUGUUGGGACUGUUCAGCGCAAAGCUACCCUCCUCAAGUUCUAUCGAGAUUCGUCGAUAGCGGAUCUCUCUUUAUGCGUGCUCGUUGCUUUGAUCGGAAUCUACUUUGCAUGGUUGCCCCAGACGAAUGUGAGGGUUUGUGAAGGGCUCUCACAACAACCGGAACUCAUGAGAGACUUGUAUGAGUUUGGGUUGAGCCCUGAAAAUUGUGAAAGGUGGUGUAACAGAGCAGUUGUGGCCUUGUUGGUAGUCAUGAUCCUAUCCAUCGUUGCCAAGCUACACUUCGUUCUAGCAGUGGAAAUCUACUAUUCCCAUCUAGCACGAAUUCCUCGACUUACGGUUGAACAGCAAAAUGAAUAUGCCGAGCUACAAGUGCGAGCUCCUGGACAUGGACCUCUCCGACGGAUAUUUAUUGCUCGAGGUCCAGAAGAUAGUUCAGCCGAUAGCAAUUCGCUUCAAGAUGAGGAGAUGGUUGUGUAUACCCGCAUACCUCCUGAACACCUUCCUUGGAGAACAACGGCGGAUGCACGGAGAGAAGCCACAGCACGGUGGGUUACGGGAAUGGCGUCACAAUCUCCACCGAGGAAUUUGAGCCCCCCAUCUAGUCCGAGUCUGGGGAGCUCAGAUUCAGGUCAUGGCUGUAUGACUGGCUCCGGGCAAGUCAGAUUACCAAUUGAGGCUGGAGAAGGACUGUUCCCCCUUUCUCAGAGGACGUAGAAUCAUCUUGACAGGACAAGAUUUUUCUUGCUCAACUAUUUCGGUUUUCUAGGUUAUCCACAUGUAUCAUCACCAUACAUUCUUGAUUUAUGUGUUAUCUUCAAUCGAAGUUUUCCAUCCUGAAUUCUUUUCCCGCGUCAUUCUCCCCAGUUGUAUUUCUUUUUUUUACUAUACGCUGACUUUCGUUAACUUUCCCGGUUCCACUUCCACACACUCCGUUUCGAAAACGCCUCCUCUCCUUCCGGAAAUUUUGCGGUGGACAAUCUACGCUAUCAUACCGUACUUGUUCUAAAGAUGUUCUUAGACAUUGAACCUUUACGCCCUCAAGCGGAACUUAAAUUAUUCAAG